UCUUAGCUUUAGCAUUAGCUUUAGCGUUUAGCUCCUGCACGUGAACUCUGCUGGUUUUUAUCUAUUUAAACAGAAGUCAGGAACAAAUCAACAUUAGUGUUUGUUUGAAUUGUCUGUCCGAAGACAACGCGUUGUUUCUUUUUCCGGAUAUUUUUCUUUUCCACCUUUAACACGCUUAUAACCCUGACAAGCUAAUGCUAACCGGCUAGCAGCUAACCCUGUCAGAGCUGAAGUUAAGGUGAAGUUUAAAGAUUCAAUGAAUUCAUAUGAAAAUUCAUAAGAAUGAGAAGUUUCCUCGGUUUUAAAACUCAGCAGCUGCUCCGCGGAGUCUUCAGCUCGUCCACAGCAGUGCGAUGGCGAGCAGCUCAGACCCGCCUCCUCUGCAGCUCCUCACCGGACGAAGGGAAACGCCCACCCUCCAUGUUGAGACACCUGACCUCCAAGUUAAAAGCCACAGGUCCGAUUUCGGUGGCCGAGUUCAUGAGGGAGGUUCUGACCAACCCUGUGACGGGUUAUUAUGUGAGGAACAACAUGCUGGGACCGGACGGGGAUUUCAUCACCUCACCUGAAAUCAGUCAGAUCUUUGGAGAGCUGCUCGGCGUCUGGAUCCUCAGCGAGUGGAUGGGAGCCGGUCGACCCAAACAGCUGCAGCUGGUCGAGCUCGGACCCGGGAAGGGAUCGUUGGCCAGCGACGUCCUCAGGGUGUUCAGUCAGCUGCAGUCGGUUCUGUGUGAGGCCUCGGUGUCUGUCCACCUGGUCGAGGUGAGUCCGGCUCUGAGUCGGCUGCAGGCCCAGACUCUGACCGGGGGCAGCAGCCGGGAGGCGGACGCAGAGGACGAGCUGGUGUACCGCCGCGGGGAGACGGCAGCCGGCCUCCCGGUGUCCUGGUACCGCCGCCUGGACGACGUCCCCACAGGUUUCAGCAUCUUUAUCGCUCACGAGUUCUUCGACGCUCUGCCCAUCCACAAGUUUCAGAGGACGGAGAAGGGCUGGAGGGAGGUGAUGGUGGACAUCGACCCGGAGAAGUCCGAUCAGCUGAGGUUCGUGGUGACCCCGUCUCCCACCCUGGCCUCGUCCACAUUCGUUCAUGCCGAUGAGAGGCGGGAUCACGUGGAGGUGUGUGCAGAGGGCGGGGUCAUCGUCCAGCAGCUGGCCCGGAGGAUCGUGGAGGACGGCGGCGCGGCGCUGAUCGCCGACUACGGCCACGAAGGAACCAAGACGGACACGUUCAGAGGUUUUAAAGGUCACCGGCUCCACGACGUCCUGGCCUCCCCCGGCUCGGCCGACCUCACCGCCGACGUCGACUUCAGCUACCUGCGGCGAACCGCUGGAGGGGGCGUGGCCUGUUUGGGACCUGUCACUCAGAGGACGUUCCUGAAGAACAUGGGCAUCGACACACGGAUGCAGGCUCUGCUGAGGAACUGCAGCGACCCGUCCACCAGGCAGCAGCUGAUCAGCAGCUACGACAUGUUGACCAACCCCGAGAAGAUGGGCGAGCGCUUCCACUUCUUCAGCCUGCUGCACCACAGCCGCCUGGCCAAACCCACGAGGGCCACGGGGAUGAAGCUGGAGAAGGCGAGCCCGGCGCCGCUGCCCGUGGCCGGAUUCACCGAGCUCAGCUUCUCCUAGAGCGUCAGAAACAUCUGGACACAACUGCACACUUGUCAGAUGUUUUCUAGUCAAGUGAGUGAGGAACACGAAACAGACUUUACAGAAGAUCCAAGAGAUUUGAAGGAUCCUGUACAACACAACACUUGUUUGUUUAUGAAGCAACAUUAACGCAGCUGGAUGAAAGUGAGUCUGAUGUGUGAGUGUGAACAGGAGAACGUUUCCUCCUUCUCUCCCUGAGCGUCUGUUCUCUGUGACUCUGCUGAGCGGGUUCCAUCUCCUGAGAGAACAACUGACUGAGAGUCACAGACACAACCAGCUGCAGCUGAAGAGUGAAGCUGAACUGAGAUCAGUUAGAAACACUCACAAGUUAUUAACAACCAGAGUUUAUCUCCAGUAUUCAGCAGGAAACUGUUAAAACUGAAUUCUGAACAGAGUUUUGUUGAUUUGUUACAGCAGCAGCUCUUCAGGUUCAGGGAGCAGAGGAUCAUGGGUAAUAUCCAGUGUUCACCCGGGUGGCUGCAGGGGGCGCUGCUGCCCAGUAAAUCUUACUUCAUGUUACUUUAAGUGUUUGUUGUUCACACGUGUCUCUAAUUCAGAGAAGAAGCAGCGUAUUGUCAUCGACCAGGUUGAACAUGAUCUGAACUAAAUUAUUAUUUCUGUUGAAGUCAGUUGUGAAAACACUUUAAUGUAAAAAUGGCAGAAAAUAAAAAAAAGCUGCAUUUUGA
This is a messenger RNA of Platichthys flesus (European flounder), 2336 nucleotides long. It is a transcript of the gene ndufaf7, whose product is annotated as NADH:ubiquinone oxidoreductase complex assembly factor 7. Gene Ontology annotation, molecular function: protein-arginine omega-N symmetric methyltransferase activity. The transcript has 10 exons. Gene Ontology annotation, cellular component: mitochondrion. The record is from RefSeq and is a predicted model, not a curated record. Gene Ontology annotation, biological process: mitochondrial respiratory chain complex I assembly. Bases 283 to 1629 code for a protein of 448 amino acids. Lineage: Eukaryota; Metazoa; Chordata; Actinopteri; Pleuronectiformes; Pleuronectidae.